Paramecium pentaurelia is the source of this 448-nucleotide messenger RNA. The record is from the annotation of a GenBank genome assembly. Lineage: Eukaryota; Ciliophora; Oligohymenophorea; Peniculida; Parameciidae.
AUGGGGAAUAUUUGCAAGCCAUAGGUUUAGUUAAUAGAAGAAAAUGAGGUAGAUUUAAAUAAAAAAGUUGAAAUUGAAGAAUAAAGAAAAAAAGGAAAUGAAAAAUAAGAAAAUAAUAAUGAUUAAAAAUAAGAAUCUAUAACGGACGAUCAAAAACAAUAAUAAGAUAAUUAGGAUGGAUAAAAGAUGAGAGGUGAAAAUAAUUAAGAAGUAUUUUAUAAAAAUAGAUUUUUAGUUAAAAAGAAGAGAAAACAAAAAGAUGGCAUAAAUAGCAGCUGUUAUUGAUUAGGAAGUAAUUUAUGAAAAUAUCUAAAAACAAAAUAAAGCAAAAAGUCCUUUUGAUUUUUAACUAUUAUUGAAUGCAUUUACUAAUAGUUUUAUAUUUGCACAGUUGUAAGGCGACGACAUGUAUCAAAAAUUGAAUAUUAUUUUGAGUAAAAGUUAUUGA